Mercenaria mercenaria is the source of this 1102-nucleotide messenger RNA. RefSeq lists its product as uncharacterized. The transcript has 6 exons. The record is from RefSeq and is a predicted model, not a curated record. The coding region runs from base 353 to 976 and encodes 207 amino acids. Lineage: Eukaryota; Metazoa; Mollusca; Bivalvia; Venerida; Veneridae.
CCUGAUAAUAAAUUCACCAUUUGUAUACUGAAAAACGUUUCAAAUUCAUGUUUUAUAUCGCAGUUUUAUAUAGAACAAGGGUCAGUAUAUUGAUGGUGUAUAGCCAAUUCACUGUACUGUAACAUUUUAAAAAGAUGAAAGUUGGCUACAGUAGCUACAACGGAUCAAUGUUAGAGAUGAAAUGUUGUUGAAAACUGCAAAGUGCCAGAUAACGCAGUAUGUCUGACAAACUUAAAGAAUUUGUUUUGAAGAGAGGAAUUGGGCCGGCUGUACUACAAAGACUUGUCGCUGAUAAGAUUGACUGCAGUGUCAUGCUGUUAAUGGAUGUACAUGAAAUCAUACUUACCUGCGUAUGGUGAUAGAGUGUCGGCAAUUGCUUUCUGCAGGUGACUGGUCUCAAACUGAAGGUGAUCAGUGCUCAAAUGCAUUGAAUGAAUUACGUGGGAAAUGGAAAAAAGAGCGAUCUACUCUCCACAGCUGUGGUUUCAAGGCUGGAAAUGCUUAUGCGGAAAGGACCAUAAGAAGAUUGGAGCUAGGAUGGAUGGAUUACAGCAACCAAUCCAUGUGUUAUAAGCAAGUGAGGCAACGAUGUGGAGGUGGUGUCAGCCAUCUCACGGUUGAGAAAACACUUUCUUUAAAGGCAGUCCUUAACCAUACUUUAGAUGCAUUCUUUCCAUCCCACAUUUCCCAACGAGGUAUUCUACAAGAGUUUGAAACAGAAAUGAAAGACUUCCAAGGCAUGUGUGUCAAUAUGGAAAAUACAAUCAACGAACUCUAUAUUGAGUCAAAAUUAAAGAUACUUCGGGUAUAUUUAUAUACCAAAAAGAAGACUGAAAAGGUAGGAGAAGAGGUGCACACUGCAACCAACAAGCCGUCCAGUACAAUGGAAGAGGUGGCACCAGAGGUUCAGAUCGUGACCACGGCGCCGAUUGCUGUUCUUGACGCAACUCUUCUCGCAUCCAUCUUCGUCAGAUGAGCUUGACCAGCACACUGUAGUGUCAUUGCCAGACACCUCCCUCGUCUGGUAUACAGUGCGAGUCACACAGAUCAGAGACACUCCAAGCGUUUCGACAGGAGAACUGCUCAGAUGACAUUGAAUUAG